This is a messenger RNA of Sabethes cyaneus, 5517 nucleotides long. RefSeq lists its product as uncharacterized. The transcript is spliced from 3 exons. Bases 42 to 5279 code for a protein of 1745 amino acids. Lineage: Eukaryota; Metazoa; Arthropoda; Insecta; Diptera; Culicidae. The record is from RefSeq and is a predicted model, not a curated record.
AAAACGCGAAAAAUCAUGCGGAAGAAGUUAUCUACGACCACAUGAUAACAUUUGGAAACAUCAAUUUUAUUCUAAAAACUUCCACGGUUGCUUAUAUUGCCUUUGAGGAAACCACCGCGGUUAAAGUAAGCUGUCAAUGCGAUUAUCUGGAUAAAUACCCGGUGACAAUACGCCCAGUGCUGAAUUGUGCAGAUAACAGCACAUCUAUCGAGAACUGCAUAUUGGAUCAGAUAAUUCAAAGUGAUAAUCCAGUAGAAGAAGAAGUUCAAAUCAACACAUUCAUGCGAUUGCUUGAUAUGGAAAAUCUAGAUGACUAUAUAGAAAUAGAUGAUCCAUCUAAAACUGCAAAUUUGUCGGAGAAAGCAUUACUGGAGAUUGGCAAUGAAGAAAUUAUUGCAGCAGAAGAUGAUUUGUUAGAUUCGUCUGAAGAAGGGGCCGAUGUUGAUGCGAUUGAAAAACAAGCAUUAAAUAAAAAGUAUCAUGGAAAAAGAAAACAACAAGCAUUUGUAACGGUAGAUGGGCAGACGGCACGACUCUUGAAGCUGAGCGGUAGAACUCUGGGGCUAUCAAAAUUACCACAGUUACAAAUUGUAGUUCGAGAUUGUAGAAAUGAAAAAUUGGGCUUAUUACGCAAUAAAUUAGAGUUCCAGAAAACAAUAAAAGAUAAUACAUUCUUUCAGCAAGGAAAAAUUAUCAAUCUGAAACAUUGUGCAAAUCAUCAAACAAAAAAUGAUGUGAAGAAAGGAUGUAACUCUGUAUACAUCGAAAAAACAGAACAUGAUGCACCAAUUGCGAAUUGCGAAACUUUAGUAAACCCAGUUAUGUUAGAACCCAUAUCCAGAAUCAAAGAAAUAAGCAACAAAAAUUUUAAAAAUAUGACAGAUGCAGAACACAAUAGUGGUCGAGUAGAGUUAUGUCAAGAAUCCAAAAAAAAAUCAAGAAUUGUAAAGGAUACCCCUUUGCAACGGAAAAAUCUUGAAAUAAAGCAUCUCGAUUUAAUACCUUGCUCCGAUGUUGUGAGCUCGAAAUAUAACAAGCGUGUUCCUUAUGUAGGAUUGGUUAAGCUUCAACAAAAAGAAAUUGAAAAGCUGUCUAAUUGUAAAACUUUCGAUGAUGCAAACAGCGCAGAAUGGGAAGAUAACUACUUAAAAAAUGUGGGCAAUAGAAGAGAAGCAGUAAAAGAGAAAGAAGAAGUACAUAAUAAAAUGAAGCAACUAGAUUUUAAAACUGAACGUAAAAAAUAUUCUGGACCAUCAACAAUUCCAGCGAUCACAAGAAAUGACUGUUUUCCUGAAAUGGUAUCUGACCAACUUGAAAACGAUUGUGUUUGUGAACAUACCACAAAAAAUGCUCUGCUAGACGCAGUUAGAAGCGAAGACAUUAAUGAUGUAAGCAAAGAAUCAAAUUAUAUGAAGACAGGGACAGAUACUAUUAAACAUAAAGAAAAUAUGUGUAAUGUUUCAAGCAUCACUAUCACUGAAUCUGUUCCUGACAUUUGGGAUACGGUAGAAAUUGGACCAGACCUGUCUGCAAACAGUAUUCAAUCAGAUGAAGAAGGUCCUUUGGUUAUCGAUCUUCCUGCAGAACAGACAAAACAUGAUCUGGAAAAACCUCAAGGUAAAGCAAAUCAGUCUUUUGUAUUCGUCGAUUCGAAAAGUGCUGCUUUACUGAGCAAACUCUUGCGACAUGAUAAUCGACUAUAUCUUGCAGACUUACCUUGCUUGAAAAUCAAAGUUAAGCGCUUGCUUGUAUCCGAAUAUAAGUACAUCAAAUGUAAUGAGAUUACUCGGAAGUCGAAACCAUUAUCAAAUAGAGUAUCUGUUUCUACGUCAGUUAAAAAAAGGGAAAUGGUUCAAGAUAGACCUCGGAAAACCGAUUUAGAAAAAAUAGAUAACAAAUUUCUUCCAGCAGGAUCAAAACUUAAAGCACAGGCGAAGGCUAAAUAUAGACCAGAAAACUCAAACAAAAAUAAGCAUGUUCCGGUUCCACAGCUUCCUAUCGAAUUAAAAGCACAUCUCAAUACAAGUUUCAAAAUACCCAAAAAACACGUCACAGUAAAACCACAAUCAAUUGAGCGGAAUCCCAGUGAACUGAAUUGUUUACAUAAAGAUCAAACAGAGGCCUAUCGAAAACGCUUCCAGAAGGAACGAAGACAGUGGGAAGACCGAUCGAAAAAACCAGGUCCAUGUGAGAAGAAACUAAAACGCGUGGAACAUAACACAGAUUCAGCUGCUCCGGACUAUUCAAAUUUGUUUUACGAGAACUGCGAUUCUCAGAAUAAAGCGAGGUUUUCUCAUAACGUGAAGUCAGACGCGUUGUGUAAUCAGUUUCCUCCAAAAGCUCCUGCUUAUGAGGAUAUUUGGGAUAUACCCACUGUGAGGUCUAAAGUAUGUACCAAUGAGUCGAUUGAUCUUCUGUCGGUUUCCGGUCCUCGCAACACUUUAUUGGAUUCCAAUGAGACAGACGUUAUGAGCUGGGGCAAUGAUAAAAAAAUGCGAAUCAAUUCAGAAGCGAAUUCCUCUGCAGAAAACAGGACUAAUAACAAACAUUACGAGGCAAGAAAUGCGAUAAAUUCAGAUAGAUUUCACUCGUCAACUAGUUUAAGCAAACAACAUAAAACUCUUGACGACGGAGAAUCUUGGUCACCGGAAGCAAAUCUAACGAUUGAUCAAGAGAGAACACAAACAAAGUUCAACUUAGAACCAGAGUGUCAACCAGUACGCCGAGUUCCUGAGGAUAUUCAAUAUAAUCCCAAUACCACGAUGGAUGUAACCGAUAUGUGGGAUUCAGAGUCACCACCAAGUCAACAACAGAUAUCACCAAGGGCAAAAAUUACUGAUGCUAAACAUCUUACUGGUGAAAUGUGGGAUGAAGAGAUGCACUAUGAAAAUAUUCCGAAAAAAAGUGAGCGACAUCUAAUGCAAAACGAAUUCUGUGGAAAAACAUCUCCUAUAAUGCGGAAUAAAGAAGCUCCAAAACAGCACAUCCAAUCUCAAGAUCGAUAUAGAAAAUCGCCUGUUAGAUCAUCAGUACACACGGGUCGUAGUCGUUCCCCACACUUUGAUAGACGGCAACACAGUGUCGAUAGAUCUCUACAUAGCCGAUCCCCUGUUUGGCGCAGAGACAGUUCUUUUAACAACAGACGAAGUCGUUCACGGUCACCACGAAAUGAUAACAGAUCACCUAUUCAACAACAAUGGAAAAAUAAUGAUCGCUCACGAAAUCAACGACCCACUUGGAGUCAUUCUAAUUCAAGAUCUAGAGAUCGAUCACCUCUGAACAGCAGACACAGUAUAAAUCGUGCGCCUCUGAGGGAAGGACGCAGUGAUGGCCGAUUGAAAUCAGAUGAUAGACGCAGUGAUCGUUCAUCUAUAGCUCGAAAUUCACCAUCGUUUAAAGAUGAAUACAAUCGUAACUUAGAACGAAUCAUGCCCCCUCAAAAUAGACAACACUCACCUGCUUGGGAUAGUCCACGACGUACAGCGUCAUCUUCACAUCGACAGUCAUUUUCUUACGCUUCUCCGGAAACACGAUAUUCCCCUCAAAAUAGACAAAACUCACCUGAUUCCUGUUGGGAUAGUCCACAACGGACAACGCCAAUUUCAUACCAACAGUCAUGGUCCUACGGCUCUCCGAAAACAAGUUGUUCACCUUCUGAACGCCAGAACUUGCAUCAAACGUCUGAAUGGGAAUGUUUAUGGGAUGACGAUACAUUGAAUAGUAGUGCAACGAAAAAACCUUAUGCAUCGUCACCUUUAUUAGAACGCGAAAGUUCCGUUUCGAAAUAUAUUACUGCAUCGAUUCAAAAAAACGAAAAUCAGUCUGGGAUUAGUCAGCAUGAGUUAGAUUGUGCUGCAUAUAGCCCAUCUAAUGCUUGGGAUGCUAUCAGUUCGGACGAAGACGGUGAUUUUACUACAUCCAGAGUAAGUCGGAAUAUUAAAUCGGAAACAAUACCACUGCUCUUGCCAAAAACUGCGAAAUCAGCUCAAAUUGCGGUAGAAAGUUGUACAUCAGAAUCAACAUUUUCAGAACAUUCGAAAGAUCCCGAAGCAAUGCCAUCGUUUGAUUGUAAUUUUAACAGAAAAGGUGAGAGCAAACCAUCUCUCGUUGCUAAUCAAAACGAAGUGAUGAAAGAAUCUAGUGAGCUGGAAGUUACACCAGAAAAUUCGGAAUCAGUAUAUCUACAAUCAGUAACUCUACAGGGAGAGGAUUCGUCGAAGACGAAAAAUGUUCUAGAACAUUUAAAACAACGAGCGGAAAGACUCAAACAACUGGAAGAAAUGAAGCUUGCCAGACAGAAAUUAUUGGCCCAAAUUAAACUGAAGAAUGACAAAGUUUUGCAUAUUGAGCCAAAUAUCACUGACGACAUGAUACCUUCAAACAAAAGUGUACAAAUCUCGAAUGUAGUACAAGAAAAAAAUAGUGGUAUAAAAACGAUCGUAGAAGAAACUACAGUGGCGUCCAGUCCGAUAGCUCCAACACUAUUAUUUGAAACAGCUGGUACCCUUCUAAGCCAUCUCGAUUCAAUGCUAAGCCGACCGGCACCUAAAGUUUCUUCGGCACUCAGUAUCCCAAGUACUCCUACAGUGUCUUCUGGACAAAUGCCCUCUAUUCCACCGUUACCCAGGGAAGCACCGCCACCACCUCCACCGGCUGACCCACUAGAAAAUGUACUGGAACGACCCAACUGCAUGCUACCUGCUACUCAAUGGCAUACACCCGAUAAACGUUCUAUAUCAAUUCCAAAUAUCAAUUUAAGCCUACCGCCACCCCAUGUGAAUCCAUUGCUAAAUUUACAAAAUACGCAACAGACUCAAUUCGUCAGUACCAGUAGUAACUGGCAACCACAUUCUCAACCUAACAAUGUGUGGAAUAAUUUUCGUGAUACUGAUGGCUUUUCAGCUCCACGUAGAUCCAAUUUUGAUAACAGGUUACAAGAAGAAUUAAUUCAGCUUCGUCCGCCAGAAGAGAUUCGGCAAAACAAAUUCAACCCUCGACAGCGACGCUAUACACAAGAACAAGGAACAAUACGAGAUCCACGGCAAAAUACCGAAGACAGUGGUCUUGGUAUUUAUUCUCGCCAUAAUAACAGUCAUAAUUUUAACAGAAACAGUCAAUUUCAACGGUUUGGGACGCAUCAAUCGAAUAAGCGAUUCCAGCAAAACAACUUCAAUAGAAAUAUGUCACAAUUUUCGGGAAGUAACUUUCGACGCAACAACUUUCGAAAUUUUGAAGAGGACUGUUCUAACAUGAAUGUUCCUGGUCAGUGGUUCGAUUGAAUUUAACUAACGAAUUAAUAGAAUUGACCAGAUAAUGGAUAUUUGUAGAUGGAUGUUCUUGUGAAGGAAGAAUUUCUUGUGUAUCACGCAAGUUGUACAGAAUAAACAAAUGAUUUACAUUUUCUCUCACAUGUAGGCUUUUGUGCGAAUAUUUGCACGAUGAUAAGAAGUGAACUAGAAAUGACUUAAAUCGAGAUAAUACAAUCCUUGUAUUUCAUUGUAAAAAUAUAUAAACCAU